Molecule: messenger RNA, 2473 nt
Organism: Osmia lignaria (orchard mason bee)
Lineage: Eukaryota; Metazoa; Arthropoda; Insecta; Hymenoptera; Megachilidae
Gene: nw
Product: narrow
Source: RefSeq, a predicted model, not a curated record
CUAACAUCCGGUGUAUUCCGAGAGUCGGAAACGGAAACGACUGCUUGAUCGAUUAAUCCACGCCACGCCGAUUAAUCCACGUUACACGCAGGCACCAUGAAGAUCGCUAUGCUGCUGAUGCUCGUCGUCGCUUUCGCUUCAGCUCAACGGAUCACAACGAUUCAGCUGGACGGUGUACAGUACUUUGUGUCCCGGAUGAACCCAUACAGCCCAGAACUGAACUAUUUUCUGGCCUACCAAUACUGUCGCUCUUUGGGCCUUCAACUGGCCUCUUUCGAGACGAAGGAAAAAGCUGACACGAUGACGCAAUAUUUGAAAAACGCCGGCUACGUGAAAUACGACUUUUGGACAUCGGGCAACAAAUUGGGCACGGACAUGUUCCUGUGGAUGAGCACGGGUCUCCCCUUCAACGCUACCUUCGAUUACAUGUUGAGGCGACCUGGCAACAGACCCGCUGAUGUUCCACCUGGUACUGAACCUCAACGAGUAGCGCGUGAAAGCGGCGACAGCGGCAGCGCGGACGGAUGCGUCGCGAUGGCUGCGCCCACGUUAGCCUGGGAGGCACAGGACUGCACCCUCGUUAAGGACUUCAUCUGCGAGCAAACAAGAUGCUACUACUACAACUACGGCAGCAUUCCAGUCUCUGCGACUCAGGGAAAUCGCAGACCCUACAUAACAACCACCUCGGCGCCAGCCAGCGACGACCAGGUCGAAGACCACGAGGAAAGCGAUAGCAGCAAGAACGACGAGAACGAGAACGAGAGCAUCGACAGCAUCGUCGACGAGAAGGCAACACCCGAGGAGAGUUCCGUCGAGGAGAAAUUACCUGAAGACCCGGUCGUCAGCAGGCUGAUUACCACGGCCGUUCCCGCGUCUGACAAGCAACAACCACCGUCCACAUCUUCGCCGGUCGCCACCGAGGAAGAUCACGAGCAACCGACCAACGCUGAGCUGGACAACGCCAGGCCAGAUCAUCUUCCGGACAUAACCAGCUUGUUCACCGACAGUCCUGGCCCACAGGCCAGAAAGGACAACGUGUUCGAGGGUCUACAAACGCGAGAGAUUCAUCGUUCCUCUUUGCGCUCGUCCACCGACAUGAAGGUCGAACAUCGAGAGUCGCCUGAUUACGUGGAACCACAAGGUGAGACAGAAACUCCUAACAACGGUCUGGAGGACGCUCACACUGUCGGCCCGUACGACAGCGUUCAAGAUUACUACGCGAACGACCAACCGGAGGCGGCUGAAUCGUCGAUGAUGAAGGAUCAGGACGAUGACAGCAGCACGAUCCUGCCAGAGGCGGAACCGGCCUACAGGUACAACAUUAAAGUGCGCACCAACGGCAAAGUAUUAGAUCCUCCGUCCAAGUAAACGCUUUACUCAUUAGGCUAUAUCGUCCCGCGUUAUUAUUCGUUGAUAAGUGAAGCAUGGGAGAUUCUCGAGGAACUAGAUGUAUUAUGUACGUUCACAUGUGUAUAUCGUGGAUAAUUAUCGGGCACACGCGAGUGCCGUCAUCUCUCAUUUGUUCGUUUUGAUUUCCAGCAACGCAUUCCCGCGGAUACUCGUCGGAAUAAUCUUCGUCGUUCAAGAGCGACGGAAGGAGAGAAACUUCAUUGCUUUCGACAGCUUUGUCCGACGACUAAACGAAAAGACGAUUUCAAUCGAUUAAUAGAUUAAGCUGAAACUGUUUGCUCAAAGAAACUGAAACGAAAGGGUAAAUUUAAGUGGACGAUUCUCCUUCCGUCGCUGAAUUCUCGACGAUGACCGACGUCCUUUUAACUGGAGUAUUUGCAAACUCGUUCAUUCGACUCGUUUCUUAAUCGCCCAUUCUGUGACGCUGGCAGACGUGUUGCAUCUGCGUUACUGAUCGAUUCUUCUUCUUUGAUGAUGUUUAAUGGAAACUUUGAGGCAAGUAGCUGGGUAGAUAGUAAUGCGAACGCGAGAACUCGUCUGCGUGGGAUCUCAGGCAUUAUGGUAGGAAACGGUUGCAGCUAUUAAAGCUGACCGAGGAUAAUGAUCGUUGUAGGGAGUUGGUAGUCUGCCAGCGCCACGAAUCUUCAUGCAUAUCGAUGUAAUCAUCUUAGGUAAUAUUAUCCCUACGUCUGCAAGAUGAAACGUUCUGCAAUCGAUCGACCUGACCCUCCUUCUCCUUUGCUUUCGAAUCGAAUGUUGGAAAAAACCGAUCGACCGACUUGACGCAUCCAGUGCCAUUUUCAAACUCCAGAAAAUCCUUCCAGUUGUUACAUUUUAACAUCGUUUCCAUCGAAAUAGCUGACAGAUUCACGAGUCAUCCAGAUAUGGUACUCAGAAUGUUGAAUAAGUUUUCGAUCGAUCUAUUGUCAACGUUUGCUGCAAAGUCGGAGAAUUUGGGCUCUCGAAGGAUAGCUAACGAAUCGACGUUAUUCAAGGAAGAAGCGUGAAUCGCAACGUUUCCGUCAUCCAGACGUAUGAUAAUGAAAAAAAAAAAAAAAUGAAA